Myripristis murdjan (pinecone soldierfish) is the source of this 5828-nucleotide messenger RNA. It is a transcript of the gene jph3b, whose product is annotated as junctophilin 3b. The coding region runs from base 1614 to 4079 and encodes 821 amino acids. NCBI's taxonomy places the organism in Eukaryota, Metazoa, Chordata, Actinopteri, Holocentriformes, Holocentridae. Gene Ontology annotation, biological process: regulation of synaptic plasticity. Gene Ontology annotation, cellular component: plasma membrane; endoplasmic reticulum membrane; junctional membrane complex. The record is from RefSeq and is a predicted model, not a curated record. The transcript has 6 exons.
GAGAGGGAGAGAGAGAGAGAGAGAGAGAGAGAGAGAGAGAGAGAGAUCCAGCCAUAGGAAGAGAAGAGAUUGUAAAAGCAAGGCAGCAGGCAUGCAGGCAGGCUGUGCGUCAGCCAGCGCUCCGUAGGGAAACAUGGAGACGAGCAGGAGAUGUUGAAGAGGACAGCACACACCAUAACAGGAUCAUAUAGAUGGAUGUUAUUUCAUCAACCGGGCAACCUCAACACAACCCACGCAGAGGAUAAACCACUUAUGGACGCAGUGGAUUAAAGACCUAAGAGACCUGAGAGAGAGAGAGAGAGAGAGAGAGAGAGAGAGAGAGAGGGAGAGGAGGAAACGAGAGGAGGAGAAAUUAAUCAAUUCAGUUGUUUAUUUUCAUUCUCUGCGUGUGCGCACUUGCUGUCAAAGAGUGUGUGUGUCUGUGCCUGCAUAUAGUGUGUGUGUGCGUACAGCAGGAGACUGCAUUGCUGUUCUCCAGUGCCACAGGACCAACAACAGAAGAAAAAAAAACGAACGACAAGAAGAUCACCUUAUGUCCCCCCCGUUCUCUUUCUCUCCCUCUCUCUCUGCAUGUGUGUGUUCCUUGCUGUGCGAUCUGGCUCAUGAUUUGCUGAGGCUGAGCGGCGGCAGGCGUGGAAGAGCAUGGUGAACCUGCAGAAAACAUAAGAGAGAGACGCUCAGCAUCUGAUUCUGUAUUUUCGAUGGUCUUUUCCGCCGGUCGUCAGGAGCAAACUCGAAGAAAAGACAGUUCCCCGGGACAGGAGAGUCUUGUGUGGUCACACGCCGUCACAGCUCGGGGGCGGGAGGGGGGGUAUUUACAGCAUGUCACAGCUCGGCUCUGCAUGCUGAGCUCCAGCCGGGGCCUCGGGGGGCUGAUCAGGGAACCUGAGGCUGGUUUCUAUGCUGGAGCCUCGGAGGUUUAAAGGGCUGCCACCGGGGAGACGCUCGGCUCCACACCCCAGAGAGGUGGAAGCAUCAUCAGGUAGGAGGCAGCUGAACGUGGGGGCCUGAGUGGAGAGAAGGAAAAGAGUAGGAGGAAGAGUUGUGCGUGCGUCGUAGACUGUGUAGGCAGACCGAUGGCCAGCCGAUCUUGCUGCCUGGUGGUGUAAACUCUGCAUCCUGCUGAGAGAGGAUAAUGGCAGCUCUGGGCCCUCUCUCCUCCUCCUCUUUCACCUGCCACAGAGGAGCUUGGAAGUGCUAGCCAAUGCUACACCGCUACAGGCAGCCCAGCGAGAGGAUGGUGUGAGCAACGUCACACUACCCCCCGGCCCUUUCCCACCACAGCAGGAGACCCCUGAAACUCCUGUGGGGGCCUAUUUUUGUACUCCACUUUGUUUCUCCUUCCCCUUCUCCAAGGCGACCGAGGGCAGAGGGAGGUGUUGCUCGACUUGUUUGGGAGUCCUCUCCCUCUCCCUCCCUCCUUCUCCUCCUCCUCCUCCUCUUCCUCACCCCCAGCCCUCACCGCCAACCUCACCACACCGCCUCAACCUCAGACCUCCACCACCUCGGCUCCAUGGAUUGGUUUUAGCGCCGGCCUGCCCUUUCUUUUUUUCAUUUUCAUUUUGUUUCUUUUUGUCGAGGCUUUGGGGGAAUUGCCAAGACCUGUUUCAUGCAUGUCCACUGGCGGCAGGUUCAACUUUGACGAUGGGGGGUCAUACUGCGGAGGGUGGGAAGAGGGUAAGGCGCACGGCCACGGGAUCUGCACGGGACCCAAGGGCCAAGGCGAGUACUGUGGGUCGUGGGCCCACGGCUUCGAGCUGCUGGGCGUCUACACCUGGCCCAGCGGAAACACCUACCAGGGCACCUGGGCUCAGGGCAAGAGACACGGGGUGGGCGUGGAGAACAAAGGCCGAUGGGUGUACAAGGGCGAGUGGACCCACGGGUUUAAGGGACGUUACGGCGUACGGGAGAGCACAGGCACGAGCGGGAAGUACGAGGGGACGUGGAACAACGGGCUGCAAGACGGAUAUGGCCGGAGGACGUACUCGGAUGGAGGUACCUUCCAGGGUCAGUGGGUGGGCGGCAUGCGGCAUGGCUACGGCGUGCGUCAAAGCGUCCCCUACGGGAUGGCGGCAGUCAUCCGCUCGCCGCUCCGCACCUCCAUAAACUCCCUCCGCUCCGGUUCGGAGCACAGCAACGGCACAGCUCUGCUGGACCGGACCGGGGCGGUGGUUCCGGUCCCUCCUCCCGUUCCCGGCACCCUGACCACCAGCGUAUCCAUGUGCAGCACAGGCAGUGGCGGGAGCAGCCCCGCAGUGUCCCGUGGAGGCUUCGUACUGACCGCUCACAGCGAAGCCGAGCUGCUGAAGGGGAAGAGGAAAGGGUUGUUCCGGAGGUCCAUCCUGUCCGGCCUGAAGCUGAGGAAGUCGGAGUCCAGGAGCUCACUGGCCUCCCAGAGGUCCAAACAGAGCUCGUUCAGGAGCGAGGCGGGGAUGAGUACUGUAUCCUCUGCUGCCUCUGAUAUCAACUCCACCAUCAGCCUCGGAGAUGCAGAUGCGGAGCUGGCCCUUGCCGAUGAUGACGUAGACGCCACGGCGACAGAAACCUACUGCGGGGAGUGGAAGAACGACAAGCGGACAGGCUUUGGCGUGAGUCGGCGCUCCGACGGGCUGCAGUACGAGGGGGAGUGGCUCAGCAACAAACGCCACGGUUACGGCUGUACCACGUUCCCCGAUGGCACCAAAGAGGAGGGGAAGUACAAGCAGAACAUCUUGGUGAGCGGCAAGAGGAAGAACCUGAUCCCUCUCCGGGCCAGUAAGAUCAGGGAGAAGGUGGACCGAGCUGUGGAGGGGGCGCAGAAGGCAGCUGACAUCGCCCGACAGAAGGCUGAGAUCGCCUUGUCCAGGACGGCCCAUGCACAGGGGAAAGCAGAGGCGGCCGUGGGAGCCGCUCAGAAAGCCCAGGAGGAGAGUCGGAUGGCCAGGGUCACCGCCAAACAGUUCUCCCCGUCCUUCCAGCACCCAGGAAACGGUGUGGAGGUGCAGCGUCCAAAGCGUCAGGUGUCCAGUGAGGUGGAGGGCGAGGGCUUGUCCAGCAGUGCCGGCACUGCCGACAGCGCCGACAGUCCCGACCUCUACGUGAAGAGCGGGGCCUCUGACGACCCGUCCAACGAUGCCGCCACCCCUGACCUCAGCCCUCCUUCCUCCUCGCCGCCCCACACCCCGCCUCCUCCCGCCCGGCCCUCCCAGCGCAGCAAGAGCGCCCGUUUCCACCGGCAGACCGCCGUCGACCACGGUGACAGAGCGAGGGACGGGAUCGAGAGGGGAGAGAAGGGCGGGGGAGGAGGAGGAGGAGGAGGCCAGACAGAGAUCCAGGUGCUGAUGGAGGGAGGCAGCGCGGGAGGGGAAGGAGGAGGCGGGAGGGGAGGCGAAUACCCGCGCACCAACAGCUGGAGCGAGGACAAGCGGAGAGGGGCGGCGCCGCCGAGAGGAGGGGGCGGGGUCAGCGGACGAGGAGGCGGUCGGACCAACGGACAUAAACACAGCUGCUCCAAUCACAAGUCCCGGGAGCACGGCUUGUCCAAUCACAGACAGGCCAGGGGGGACAAGUGGACAGAGUCGUCCUCUUCCACCUCCUGGACAUUUGGGCACCGGAGCGUGCACGGCGACCGGGGUGUGCACGGCAGGGGAGGCCGGCUGCUGGAGCAGGACGAGGAGAAACUCAGCAACUACGAGAUGGAGAUGAAGCCCCUGCAGCCCAGAGACUCCAACACCCACAAGCCCCAUGGGCACGGGGAGGAGAGGCACGGCCACGGUCACCCGCACGCUCACGGCGAGGGCCGCUCACACGCCGUGCAGAGACAGAGGCAUAAGAACCGCGAGGGCCGGGAGGGGAAGGAGGCGAGGGAGGGGAGCAAAGACCCCGACGGCGUGCGGCCGGGGGAGAAGAUGGACUCGCGGCCUCUGCGGCGCGACCUCACCCUCUCCCCCCCACUGAGGUCCUCCCCCAUCACAGCAGAGCAACAGGACCACAGCCUCACACAGAGCAAAGGGAACUCAGCCUACAGCUCCAUCCUGGUCGUCAUGGUGAUUCUGCUCAACAUUGGAGUGGCUAUUUUGUUUAUCCACUUUUUUAUUUAAAGACAGCACUGCUUUCAGAGUCAGCCUAUCUAUGCUACAACAACAACUAUCAAUUCAUAUGAGUAUUACGGUGAAUCUGCUGCAAGAGGACUGCGUCAGGCUGAGGGAGAGCAGGGCCGAGGAGGGGCUCGCGGACCACGGGGCGGUCCCGCGGCGCGCAGAGCCCAGGCCGGCCGACCCGCCGCCCGCACAGCCGGCCUCACACGUAGGCAAAAACCAUUCGGAGCUCGGCCCCCUCGUUUGUACAAAGGAUGUUUCAAUGCGUAGUCCAAAGAAGUGGAUGGUGCCCUGCGUGGUCCGGCUCAUUGGACUACAGGAGACUCGGGUGAGCUUGAAUAGUUCGAAUGUGGACUAAAGUGGGCUAAACCGGUCCAAACCGGGCUGACGUGGUCUGAUUUCCAGGCCGCAGGAGAUGCAGUUGGCACCACAGUGAGACGUCUGCUUCCACUGUCUGCAGAGAGGACUGACGAGACAGACUUUUUCAUCCUCAGAUCAUAGUUUUCAACAGAUUUGUAACUUCAGAUUUAUUUAUUAACUUAUUAAUUUUCUCUCAUGUACAAUACGUUGAUGGAUAUAUUCUUUAUUUUGUACCCCCUUCCAGCCCUUUAGACUUCCUGCCUUUUGGUUCCUUCGCCUGCAACAGAUGUUCUUACUGAUGGUUGAGAGUGUGUGUGUGUGUGUGUGUGUGCGCGCGCAUGUGUGUGUGUUUGACUAACUCAGAGGAGCCACCAAGCACUGCUGCUGCCACCUCACACACACACACACACACACAGACCUAUACACACGUGCAAACACACAUCACUUUUGUCUCUUCUCUCUUAUCCAUGUGUGUCCAUUCCCUUUCCCUGUUUGCUCUCAUCCAUCAUCUCUUGCAGUGUGUGUGUGCCUGUGUGUGUGUGUGUAUAUGUUAAGUCAAUGGCAUUUUGUGCAUGGUGUGGUUGCGUUUGUAUCUGUAUCAAUCCGUGAUGUCCUUCCCAGCAAUCCUGUGCGUGUAUGUGUGUGUGUGUGCAUGUGUGUGUGCGUGUGUGUGUGUGUGUGGUCUAGCUCAGUGGCCUUUCAUGCUGUUGAUGAACUUUACAAGAGGAUCUCAUGAGGACACCCAGUCACUGCUCAUCCUCAUCCAGCUCACAACCACCUGCUGCCAGCUCCCUCUCUCUCUCUCUCUCUCUCUCUCUCUCUCUCUCUCUCUCUCUCUCCACCUCUACACAGACAGUUCAGACCUGGUAGAGUCCUCUGAGUUUUGAAAGCUCAAGAAGAAGAAGAAGUAAAAAAGCUCUGCUCCUAUGACUAUUUAAGGUAUUUUAGGGCAACAAACAAACAAACAAACCAAUAAAAAAAAAGACUAAAAAAAAAAAAAAAGAUAAAUCAGUUUAAUGUGGCCCUGACUUGCCUGCUGUUUCACAUCUUCUCUCUAACUGCCUCUCCCAAAACGCAACUUGUGAAGACAGCAACAUUUUCUUUUAGCUCUACCUUAUUUGCAAAAAAAAAAAAGUUGGCACCUGCCUUGUUUUUGUGGCGCAAAAAUUGAUAAAAGUACAAGAAUGCAUGCCUACUUAUUGUAUAUCUUAGUUGCGUGUCGACUCUGAAAACAUGAAAGGCUUCAGGGAGGAAAAAGUCAAAUCGGAAUGCGAGGUUUGAAGUUUUGGAAGGGGCGGGAUCUGAGGCAGCACAGUCUGAAUUCCUUUCACAUCCUGUUAUUGAUCCUGUCUGGGUAAAUGAAACCAAUUAAAACGGCUGUGUGGCACUCCA